This is a messenger RNA of Psilocybe cubensis, 225 nucleotides long. RefSeq lists its product as uncharacterized. Lineage: Eukaryota; Fungi; Basidiomycota; Agaricomycetes; Agaricales; Agrocybaceae. The coding region runs from base 1 to 225 and encodes 74 amino acids. The transcript is spliced from 2 exons. Gene Ontology annotation, cellular component: mitochondrial intermembrane space. The record is from RefSeq and is a predicted model, not a curated record.
AUGACUUCAAUUGGACAGGAUCCACCUUGCCAGACCGAAGCAUGCUCACUACAUGACUGCUUGAAAAAGCACACUUACUCCCCCGAAAAAUGCGACCGGCACUUGAGAAAUCUCUACGAAUGCUGUCAGCGUAUGUACGAUCAAACGAAAGGGAAGGGAGAGUCAACAGCAUGUCCCAUGCCUCAGGUGGUGGCAAGAUGGAUAAAAGAUCAUCCUCGUAAAUAG